This is a messenger RNA of Trematosphaeria pertusa, 1070 nucleotides long. RefSeq lists its product as uncharacterized. The record is from RefSeq and is a predicted model, not a curated record. The transcript has 2 exons. Lineage: Eukaryota; Fungi; Ascomycota; Dothideomycetes; Pleosporales; Trematosphaeriaceae. The coding region runs from base 41 to 871 and encodes 276 amino acids.
CAUCAAUUCACAACCUCCUCCACUCCCAAUCCUCUCCACAAUGUCUUCGUUAAAGCAUACGUCGAUCCCCAAGGAAUCAUUCGACGACAUCCUAUCACGCUAUUCCGCCACGGCUCCGGACAAGCUCCAAGACCUGGAUACCCUGCGCUACGAAACCAUCCCCGCCACGCUGGCAGAGCGCAAGAAAAGCGGCGCCGCGUACCUAAAGAAGGAAGAAGUAGAGAAGCUCGUGGAGUGGAAGCUGAAACACGGCACAUUUCGCCCCAAACUCCUCCAGCUCGUGCAAUCCAACCCCUCCUCUCUCAUUGAAGAUACAACACGCAAAGCCUUCGCCAUCAUCACCCCGGAGCAGCCGCUGAAGGCGCUCAAGGUCUUGACUGAGCUAAAGGGUAUCGGACCCGCUACUGCCUCGCUCCUCUUAUCCGUCUGUGACCCGGACGAGGUGCCGUUUUUCUCGGAUGAGCUUUUCCGUUGGGUGAUGUGGGAUGAGGAGGGUGGCGGUGGCCCGAGCGGGUGGAAGAGGGCGAUUAAGUAUAAUAAUAAAGAGUAUGGGGAGUUGGUGAAGCGGGUUAAGGAUGGCGUGGAAAGGCUGCAGGUGAGCGCGGUGGACUGUGAGAGGGUGGCAUGGGUGCUGGGGAAGGAGGGGGUGGAUGUUGUGAAGAGUGGUGAGGGGGUUGUGAAUGAGGACGUCGAAAAGGCCAGUAAAGGCGUAAAGAAGUUGGCGAAAGAGGAACGGGUAGUAAAGGGCAAGCGCAAGGGGAAGGAGGUGGCGAAAGAAGAGAAGAAGGGCGUGAAGCGGAAAGUUGAGGCUAUGAAGCCUGCUGUUGCAGAGGGUGUGAGGAGGAGUAGCAGGAGAAAGAUGGGGAGUUGAUUACACGGAUGCCGAAGGCAAUCAUGAGCGUUGCGAAAUUCAUUAUCAUUGAACGCGAUUCCACACGUAUUUUGUACAAAGCACUCCAGAAAAAAAGCGGAUCCGAAGUGUUCUAAAACACUUCAAGAAGGCAUUAUAACUCCAGACGCCGAAACCGUUCCGCUAUAUCACAUGGGUAUCCAUAUACCAACAACGCCCC